Messenger RNA from Gastrolobium bilobum, 2597 nucleotides. Its product is annotated as zinc finger CCCH domain-containing protein 17. Bases 203 to 2329 code for a protein of 708 amino acids. The record is from RefSeq and is a predicted model, not a curated record. The transcript is spliced from 3 exons. Lineage: Eukaryota; Viridiplantae; Streptophyta; Magnoliopsida; Fabales; Fabaceae. Gene Ontology annotation, molecular function: metal ion binding.
CUUACCUUGAAGCCCAUCAUAAUAUUCACAUACUCUCUCAAGCUCUCUCGUUCUCUCUCUUUCUCUUUCUAUACUCCAAACCCAGUUUCUGUGGCGGCUCUCUCUCUUCUGAGAUUGAGAUUUGGAUCCAUCUUCUUCAAUUCGAUUCGAUCUCUUUAUUCUUCACACGAUCUCUGUUGGCUCUUCAACCUCAACAACCGCCAUGGUAGCCCAACAGCCCCAACUUCAGGUUCAGGUUCAGACUCAGCAACCUACACCCUCUGCCCAAGAUGAGGCCUUGAAGAGAAACACGGAUUGCGUCUACUUUCUUGCGUCUCCUUUGACAUGCAAAAAGGGAAAUGAAUGCGAGUACCGCCAUAGUGAGUACGCUCGGGUAAAUCCUCGGGAUUGCUGGUAUUGGUUGAAUGGUAAUUGCUUGAAUCCCAAAUGUUCAUUCCGUCAUCCGCCUCUUGAUGGCUUGAUAGGAACACAGGCAACCACCCCUGGUGGACCAUCUGUACCCCCGUCACAGAUUGCAACAAUGUCUGCAACACCAACACAUGCACCUUAUAAUUCUAGUAAACAAGCUGUCCCCUGCAUUUUCUUCCAAAAGGGGCUUUGCUUAAAAGGUGACAGAUGUGCCUUCUUGCAUGGACCAAGUCCUAACACUGGUAAUAAAGUAACUACUCAAGUCCUCUUAAAUAGUCCUUUUAAGAAGCCUUUUGGCAGCAUUGAGAGGCAUACACAGGAAAGGAAAACUUCCCAGGGAAAUGUUGCAAGUUCAGUUGGAGGUCCUGAAACUAAAUCUUCCCAAAAAGUUGAAACUGCUCCACAAAGAAAUAUGUUUGAAUUGGAGAAGCAUGUGCCACUACCACCUGCGGGAUUUGAUAUUGAGGCUUCAAGAUUUAAGAUAACAAGCUCUCCACCAGUCACCAAUGGGCCCACUGUAGCCCGGUCUAAUCGUCUGCAUCAAGCCCGUGUGCCAGAUGAUCAUAGUUUCCAUAGUGGGAAAGACAGUGAUGAGUUUCUCAGAGAAUCCUCUCCUGGGUUUGAUGUUCUUGUAGCUGAUGAACUUAGGAAUUCUGAUUACUACCACGGGGAAGAUGAAUUUGGUAAAGCAAGAGGUCAAGAUGAAAGGACCUUAGACUCUCUGAAUGAAUAUGAUUUAGGACACUCUGCUGAUUAUAGUUUAGCUGCUGAUAUUGAUCGAGAAAGAUUUCGUGUACCCCAAGGUUAUGACUCGUAUGAUCAUAUGCAAGAGCCAUAUGCUUGGGAGCAGCAUAGAAAGGCGCCGGCCCAUUUAGAAAGAAGGACUCACCGCAGGUCUGACAGCCCUGACAAUGUUGAGGUCUCAGAUCUGCGACAUCGUUUAUCCAAGCGCAAGAAGGUCAAUGGUUUGAAAUCUGUUGUCACUCAUGAUUAUGCCCUUGAAAGCCAUGGUGAGGAACAAAGUCAACGGUUCUUCUCUCGAAAGGAUUCACCCCCGUUACCUAUGAAUGAUAGCUCCCUCAAUAAUCGCUUCCGAGGCAGAAUAAAACUUCCGGCAAAUGGUGGUGAUGAUCAUCUUGAGAGGGAGUCAGACAAAGGAAGAAUUAGGAGCAGAUUGUCAUCUGGAAGGUUGCUGGCCCCUCACCAGGGAAGGAUCCAAGAUAGAGUAAGAGGAAGGUCGCAGGAUGAUGAGAGGAGAAACUUCAGGGAUCGAUCCAUGGGGCGAGAACUAGUGGGAGGAAGAAGUGAUUUUGCUGGGCCAAAAAGUCUUGCUGAACUUAAAACUGGGAGUAACACUGAGAAUAAGGAGCAACAAUCUCUGGGAAAGAGAAAGAGUUUAAGGGAUCAUCAACAAUCUGAAGAUGAUUUUCUUUUCGAAGGUCCAAAACCUCUGAGUGAAAUUCUGAAGGAGAAGAGAGGAGUUGGAGCUGGUGCAGCCUCCGAGAGUGGUAAAUCAUCUGACAAUAAGAAUAGAGAAAUUACCCAUAGCUCAGAUCAUACAUCUGUCAUAAACAAACAAAAUGGAGCAUUGUUUGAGACCAAGGAAAAUGUCAAGAACCAUUUGCUAAUUAAUGAAGAAGAAUCCAAGCUUAAGGUCACUGAUGCAGUUGGAAGAGAGAUUGAUAAUGCUGAUGUAACACAUGGUCAAUCAUCCGAGGAUGGAAUGAUUUACGAUGAAGCCGGGGAGUAUCAGGAGUUCGAAGGUGAUGAUCAGAGAGAUGGGGACUAUGAUUAUGAGCAAGUUGAUGAGGGGGAGUAUGAAUAUGAACAAGUUGAUGAGGGUGAAAAUCAAGAGCAAGAAUACAUAGAUGAUGAAGAUGGGGACGACUUUGCUAAGAAGAUUGGUGCUGUUCUUACGUAAUUAUGGAAAAGCUGAGAAACUGAUUGAACAUCUGCUUGUGAUAUGAAUAUGAUGAUCUGGUAGACCUCCCAAGCUUAUCUUUUGUAGAACUGGGGAAAUCAUUAUCCAUUUAUUUUCGUGUAUUAGUUAAUCCAUUUUUACUUUUACGGUGUUUUUCAUCUGAUUGAAUGGAUCUUUUCAUGUGAGCAGUGGGGCAUUCUGCUGUGUUCUCCGCAUAUAAGUGUCAUGCAGAGUGCAAGCCUGUAACGUCAGAAAGUUAAUAAUAAUA